Molecule: messenger RNA, 1998 nt
Organism: Ectocarpus sp. CCAP 1310/34
Lineage: Eukaryota; Phaeophyceae; Ectocarpales; Ectocarpaceae
Source: the annotation of a GenBank genome assembly
CAGAGCACCAACCGGCAGCGAUCUCUUGAGCGCUGCUUACCCUGUCGGACUCACACGAGCCUCUCCGUGCAAGACCGUGCAAGACUGCAGGAUGGAGGCUGAUUCCUCUGCGGCUUUCGCUGCUGCUCCCCCUCCUGCUGCGGUUAGAGCAGCAGCAGCUCCUGCUGGAUCCUCGGCCGAUGAAGGAAAAGACAGCGGCGCGGUCGUGAUGGAAUUGAAGGAACGAGACGGAAAGGAAGACGGACCCCGAAAACUCCGAAGGGCAAGCAACGACGCCCACCGGCAACCGGGGGAGUCUGUGGCGUCGCAUGUGCUCGGCAUCACCGACGUGGGGCGGGUGGUCGUAGGCUUCGCGGGGAAGCAGUUCAUGUUUCUUGGCCUUGUUGCCAAUGAGGGUGGCGCUUGGGGAGGAAAGGAACACGAAAUGCUCGGAAAUCGUAUGUUCCGUCCCGCGCACAUUGGAGGCAUGCACCACUGGUUGGAUGCCAAGUCACCAAGCUUUGAAGAAGGCUGCUGCCGUAGGCUCACUGGAAGUGCUGAUGAUUUUCCAGUUUCUCGGUGUUUGCUGGUGCGAGGGCAUGUUUGCAGCCGCUGUUGCAAACAAGCAGGACGAUCGUGUGUUGGUCUGGUUGAUGAAACAGGAGUGCCCCUUGGACGGUAUGGGAUUGAAGGCCUUGGAGCUAGCCAUAGAAGCAGAUUCGGUGGAGCUCCUCCAGAGAUGUUUUCUUGAAGACGUUGAUUUUGCGGACAGGGGUAAGGCGGACGACGUGGCGGGGCCGCGCCUGAAAUCUGCGCUGGAGGGGAGGGAGGCGGAAAAGGUAGGGCCUCUGUCGCGGUUUAUGACGGUGCAAUACCAAUGGUUGGACCGACGUUGCGAGGAAUUCGCAGGCUCAGGUGACAUGGUGAUGUUGAGAGCCUUGGAGGAGUAUGUGUGCGGAGAUGACAACACCUGUCCUGUGCGGCACAAUAUUACGUGCUGCAGAGGAAGGCCAGUUUGAAGUGGCGGCGGAGUGUUUGACUUGGUACUGGGAACAAUGGGGGUAUGAAGGUGGUAGUCGCAUCGUCCCGAAUAAUGUCCUUUACCACGUGGCGAAGUGCGGAAGUUUGGGAAUGCUGCAGUGGUGCCGCGAGCACUGUGGUGUUGUCAGUGUAGACUUCUGCGCUGAUUGCGUUGACGUCGAGGGGUGGGAGCGUGUCGUGCAACAUGCUGCGGGGGCUGGGCACGUGGGCAUGGUCGUGUGGUGCCUCGAGAACGGGUGGGAAUACACUGACGACAUGCUGCAAGAGGCUGCUAAUAAAGGACGUUGGCAUGUUGUGAAGGUGUUGGAGGACAGGGUGUUGGAGGAGAGGGGGUUCGUCGUGAAGGUUGUGGGAGGCGCUCAAGUGAACGACGAGCGAGACGUAUUUUGGGAGAAUCUACCUGUUUGUGACUGCUGGUGAGCGAAAUGUCUUUGGGUUCGGGAGGGGGUUGGCACGGCGUGCGUUGUUCCGGUGGCGGUGCUUGUGCUUCGCUGUUGCUGUCGGAAGGCGGACGAGAAAAAGGUCGAACUCGCAGGGGGUCAUUGGGCCUAGUGGGGACAGUCGGUUGGUUGGGGUGACUGUCCAUGACGUUUGUAUUUAGUUGUUUUAGUUUCGCACGCUAGCUCUAAACUACAGUUUCAAAACAAUCCGUGGGAGCCGAAAAGACAUGAAGCACAAACAUGGUCGGUACACACGCGGUCCUACGCUGCCCCCGGGAGCGGGAGGGUGCUUGCUUGUGGUACUUGCGUCUCGCCGACGCCUGCAAGAAAAAAACUACGUUACACAACCGGUAGAUACGAGGGUUCCGCCCCAUGAGUACGCUCUUCCCCCCUUAUCCCUCACAGCCGGGUGUGGGGUUCGAAGCGAGCCGUCCUGCCCAAAUGGUGAUCUGAUCUCUAUCGUAAGCGAAAAAAUCCGACUACAGGUUCUCUGUACCCGUACCACCCACGAAAAAACCGCGAACGGUCGCAACGCCUA